Molecule: messenger RNA, 1407 nt
Organism: Syngnathoides biaculeatus (alligator pipefish)
Lineage: Eukaryota; Metazoa; Chordata; Actinopteri; Syngnathiformes; Syngnathidae
Product: G-protein coupled receptor 20-like
Biological process (GO): phospholipase C-activating G protein-coupled receptor signaling pathway; positive regulation of Rho protein signal transduction
Cellular component (GO): membrane
Molecular function (GO): G protein-coupled receptor activity
Source: RefSeq, a predicted model, not a curated record
GGGGAUGAAGAUGUGAAGCCCUGCUUGGAAAUCAAUCAACCAAUAAAUCAAGGAUUUGAACCCACCUCAGGGAUUGUGUGGGUCUUAUUCCAGGAUAAUUGCGCUUCCUCUCAAGUGUCCGCCAUGAUCAGCAUGAGCCCAAACAGCACAGCAUCCUGGACUUUUGGCAACGCUUCACUUGUCAGCCACGCGGAUGUGUCAAGAGUCAGCAACACGAGCGGCGCGGAAGCAUAUCUUCAAAAACUGGCUCAUCUGGACGAAGGACUUUACAAUGAUUUCUACGGACUAUGGAUUGCGCUCAUGGUCAUUAACGUCAUCAUUUUCCUGGUGGGGCUGGUGCUCAACACGUUGGCUCUGUAUGUGUUCUGUUUCCGCACCAAGCAAAAGAGCACGUCGGUGAUCUACACCAUCAACCUGGCCGUGACCGACCUGCUGGUCAACCUCUCUCUGCCGACGCGCAUCCUGCUUUAUCACAGCGGCGGAGCCUGCCUCACCUGCUCCUACUUGCACAUCUUCAGCUACUUUGUCAACAUGUACUGCAGCAUCCUCUUCCUCACCUGCAUUUGUGUGGACCGCUACCUCGCCAUCGUGCAGGUCGAGGCAUCGCGUCGGUGUCGCAACGCCAGCGUGGCCAAAUGCGUGUGCGUCUCUGUGUGGCUGUUCGCCAUCGUGGUCACGUACUCCUUCCUGUCCACCGCCUUCCAACACGCCGGCUGUUGCCUCCUCUUCCUCACCUUGACCGAGUUCUUCCUCCCUCUCAUCGUCAUCGUUGCGUUCACGCUGAGGAUCGUUUGGGCGCUCGCCGAUCAUCGCCUCAUGCAGCAGAGCAGGAAGAGACGGAGGCGGGCCGUCCAGCUGCUGACCACAGUGCUGAUCAUCUUCACUGUCUGCUUCACGCCAUUCCACGUCCGACAGGUGGUGGUGUAUUUCUACCCGGAUAUGCCUCACCACGCCGUCGUCUACCAUUUGACCGUCACGCUCAGCAGUCUGAAUAGCUGCAUGGAUCCGGUGGUCUACUGCUUUGUGACUAAUAACUUUCAGGCAACUGUGAAGAACAUUUUCCGGCGAGCAGGCAGUGGUGACGUCGUCGGCAUGCAGCACAGCGCCAAAGCCUCAGGAGGGGAACCAGUCACCGCUGUCCCUAAUAAUGUGAUCACGACUCAACCGCCACAUUCUUGAACAGCGUCGAUGCAGCAAAUGUAAUUGUUUCAUUUUGAGAAUGACGAGACUCAGUACUGGGCAGACAUUUUAAAAUUGCAGAAGAAUGCAAAGCUGUGAAGAUCAUCUGUCGCCAUUGACAGAGGAAUAUCAUGGAAGGCGGAGGGAUAAAAGACGGCAAUAUAAAACUGUUCCUUUUUGGAUUAAUAUUCUUGGUUUGGAUUAUCACAAGACAACGUCAAGGAACUA